UUUAGUACAUGUUUCUUGAUGGGUCCAUUUAAUCAGUUGAAGAAGAUGUUCGCGUCAACAAGAGUAAUUGCAACUAUAUUAGUAUUUGUUUCUAUUGCUUUAACUUUAUUUGCAGCUUUAUAUUUGCACAAUCCUGGUCUAGCUCUUCUAUUUAUAAUUAUUCAAUCUCUAGCUAUGACAUGGUAUUCCUUGUCAUAUAUACCAUAUGCUCGUGAUGCUGUCAAAAAGACAGUGGAAGCUUGCAUUAUAUAAGAAAUUCUCUUUUUUUUCUCUUUUAUCAAAAUUUAUAUAAAUGUACUAUUUAAAUUUAUUGAUUUUUUGAUACUUGAAUAAUUUUGUAAUACUUAACAUAAAUUAUAUUUUAAAUGUAUAAAAAAAUAUUCUAAUGAUAAGUAUAUAAAUUAUAAUACAUAUAGGUUAUAAUAUAUAAAAUAAUAUGAAAUUAUAAUAGCAGUAAUAAGCCAAAUGUAGUUAUAAAUUUGAUAGCUCAGAUUUAAUAAGACUAUAUUCAUAUGCUGCAUCAGAAA
Molecule: messenger RNA, 527 nt
Organism: Pogonomyrmex barbatus (red harvester ant)
Lineage: Eukaryota; Metazoa; Arthropoda; Insecta; Hymenoptera; Formicidae
Product: vesicle transport protein SFT2B
Biological process (GO): vesicle-mediated transport
Cellular component (GO): membrane
Source: RefSeq, a predicted model, not a curated record